AUGACUGAGGAACUGCCUCGACAAACAGAACCUCUUACUGAAGAAGAGACGGAUCAGGAAAGUGCGUCCGAAUUAAAACAAGAAGAUAUCGCCGAGGCAGCGAGAGAAAGUGGCAUUGAUCCGAAAGAGCUUGCACAGCAAGCGGCGCUCCUUCAGGCGCAUGAGCACGCCGUCGGCGCGGCUGGCGCAGGGGCUGGCCUCCCCGCUCGCCAGUCUCGAGCUGAGAAGAAGACGAGAAAAGCCCUCUCAAAACUUGGACUGAAAAAGGUACCGGGUGUAACGCGGAUUGCAGUGAAAAAAGAAGGGACUUUACUUUUUGUUGUUUCGCAACCCGAUGUGUACAAGAGCUCGGCGUCUGACACGUACGUUUUCUUCGGAGAAGCCAAAAUUGGUGAGAGUAUUGGUGAUGCCGGUGCACAGGCCGAGGCAAGGCGCUUCCUAGACUACAGCGCUGACUCUGAUCAGUUUGGCCUCGAGGGCAAACUGCGCGACUAUCUUGGCGGCGAGAGAGCGGGAGCCGACGGGGCUCCCGGCACACGCUCAGGUCCCAGCGGCGACGUGUCAGAACAGGAAGAGGAAGUUGAUGAGACAGGGCUCGACCCUAAGGACAUUGAGCUCGUUGUCCAGCAGGCGGAUGUUUCCCGAGCACGUGCAGCACGAGCGUUACGCAAUAACAAUGGUGAUAUUGUGAAUGCUAUACUUGAGUUGACGGUAUAA
Molecule: messenger RNA, 717 nt
Organism: Cyanidioschyzon merolae strain 10D
Lineage: Eukaryota; Rhodophyta; Bangiophyceae; Cyanidiales; Cyanidiaceae
Product: similar to nascent-polypeptide-associated complex alpha polypeptide
Exons: 1
Coding region: 1-717 (238 amino acids)
Biological process (GO): protein targeting to membrane
Cellular component (GO): cytoplasm; nascent polypeptide-associated complex
Source: RefSeq, a predicted model, not a curated record